GUCACAUCCGGCUGUGAGCGUGUGGACCAAAAUAUCAGACUGGGACUGCUUUGUUUAGCAGUAACUUCCAGUGACUCAUUCAACCUGGAGGAGUACACAGAAUCAGUGACUGGCUACAUCAGCAAGAGCAUUUAUGAUGCUACCGUCUCCAAACUCAUGACAACACACCCCAACCAGAAGCCAUGGAUGACUGCAGAGGUGCUGCUGAGAACCCAUGAUAAGACCUUCGGGUCAGGGGAUAAGACAGGCCUCAGAACAGCAAGAGCCAAGCUUUCCUGGGCCAUCAGAGAGGCUAAGCGUGCCUACGCAAAGAAAAUCCAUGAACAUUUUCAAGACACUGCUGACACAUGGCGCAUGUGACAGGGCAUCUAGGCCAUCACCAACUACAAGCCACGUCCACCUGCUUGGGACAAUGAUGUGCUCCUUCAGAUGCGCUGAAUAACUUCUAUGUUUGGUUUAAAGCACAGAACUGCACAAUAGCGAGGAAGACCACACCUAGUCCAAAGAACAGGUACUGUGUCUGUCCACUGCCAAUGUCCAGAAAACUUUGCACAGGGUCAACCCACCAAAAGCCCUAAGAUCUUACAGCGUACUUGGAAGAGUGUUCAGAGAAUGCGCUGAACAGCUGGCAAAUGUUCUCCUGGACAUCUUUAACAACUCAUAGUGCACUGCAAUCGUUCCAACAUGCUUCAACUCCAUGGCCAUCAUCCCUGUGCGAAAGAAGCCUUCAGUGUCCUGCCUUAGUGACUAGAGUCCCAUUGCAUUCACCCCCAUCACUAUGAAGUGCUUCGAGAGGCUUGUCAUAAGGUGGAUUAAAGACCAGCUCCUCCCUGGACCCACUGCAUUCUGCCUAUCAUCCCAACCCUCAAUAGACUAUGCUAUUUCCACCACACUCCACCUGGCUAUCACCCACCUGGACAAUAAAGACACUUACAUCAGAAUGCUGUUCAUGGACUUCAGUUUAGCAUGCAACACCAUAAUCCUUCAGCACCUGAUUGGAAAAUUGAGUUUGUUGGGCCUGAACACCUCCCUCUGUAACUGGGUUCUGGAUUUCCUGACUAAGAAACCUCAGUUAGUCAGGAUCAGUAUCAACAUCUCAGGCACUACCAUACUGAGUACUGGUGCCCCCCAGUGCUGUGUGCUUAGUCCACUGCUGGCUCACGACUUUACUGCAAAGUACAGCUCAAACCACAUCAUCAAAUUCACUGAUGACACAACAGUGGUGGGUCUGAUCAGCAAGAACGAUGGGUCAGCAUACAGAGGGGUGGUGCAGUGUGUGACAGACUCGUGCAGAACCAACAACCUGUCUCUGAAUGUGGGCAAGACUAAGGAGAUUGUUGUUGACACUGAAGAGUACGAGUUGGCCAUCCCACUGAACAUCAAUGGCUCUGCUAGGGUAAUCGUUAGGAGCACCAAGUUCCUCUGUGUCCACAUCACAGAGAACCGCACAUGGUCCCUCAACACCAAUUCCACAGCCAAGAGAGCCCACCAGCACCUUUACGUCCUGCGGAGACUGAAGAAAGCUCAUCUCUUCCUCCCAUCCUCACCAUGUGCUCCAGGGGGACUGUGCAGAGCAUCUUGAGCAGCUGCAUCAUCACCUUGUUUGGAAAUU
This is a messenger RNA of Pygocentrus nattereri (red-bellied piranha), 1612 nucleotides long. RefSeq lists its product as uncharacterized. Bases 779 to 1582 code for a protein of 267 amino acids. The transcript has 2 exons. NCBI's taxonomy places the organism in Eukaryota, Metazoa, Chordata, Actinopteri, Characiformes, Serrasalmidae. Gene Ontology annotation, molecular function: methyltransferase activity; 2-oxoglutarate-dependent dioxygenase activity. The record is from RefSeq and is a predicted model, not a curated record.